This is a messenger RNA of Pungitius pungitius (ninespine stickleback), 4575 nucleotides long. It is a transcript of the gene pbxip1a, whose product is annotated as pre-B-cell leukemia homeobox interacting protein 1a. The transcript is spliced from 10 exons. The record is from RefSeq and is a predicted model, not a curated record. Lineage: Eukaryota; Metazoa; Chordata; Actinopteri; Perciformes; Gasterosteidae. Gene Ontology annotation, cellular component: membrane. Bases 247 to 2799 code for a protein of 850 amino acids.
UUUGUGACGCAGUCGAAGCGCUCGCGACAGAGCUCGGCCUUUGAGGACGCGGAAGAGUGGGAGUGGGAAUAGUCAGCCGACCAUCCUUUGUUUACCAUUACGUCCGAACUCUCUAUGUGGUCGCGUCAGAUACUCGAGCCCCUUUAUUGUGUUUUCCACGUGUGCUUAAACAGAAGCUUCGCGCACACAAAAUCCCAACAGCUGAGUCUGCACCGAGCUGUGCCAAAUUAAGCCCAGACGAGGGCGAUGUCUGACAGCAGCAGCAGCACAGGCAGCAGUGGCUCCUCAACCAACAGCUGGACCCUCCUCUCCCCCGAGGAGACUGCUGUUGAGAAUGUCGGACCCAUAGACGACGGCACUGAGAGCCUGGGCGACGCCCCGAGUCUCUCUGAGGACGUGACAGGAGCUGCUGCAAGUGACAUUCCAGUAGAGACUGUCCUGUCUGAAGAAGGCCAUCAGGUCUGUCAAGAGACCGCCCCGGAGUCCAGUGAGGUUCUCAUCCCGUCUAGUCCAACCACAAUGACCCUCCUCUCACCCAACCUCCGGGAUCCUCCAGACCCGGACGUGGAGAGUCAGCCUCCAGUCAUCCACGACAUCGUAACCAGCUCCCCGAGUGACAACGAGCACCUCGAAGCCACGCCCUUUGUCACCAACAUUGAUUCUGGGGCUCGGUUCGACAGUCCUGCCGAUGAUCUCAUGACGGAGGAGGCUGAGGAGUCCUGCUCCGCUCCUCCUCUGACGGAGAUGCACGGCGAUACAGAGCAAGAGCUCGAGCAGGAUGCUGACAUUGCGCCAAGUCCUAUAUACGCUACUGAGCCUGAGGUCCAUAUCCCCACAGAGACCCUUACAACCACUGACCCUGCCUCUCGUGUCGAUGCUGAUAUCUGCUCCGUACCAGAGGGGACAGCGAGCCUGCUGACGGAGAGCCUGGGAACGGAGAGCCUGGGGACAGAGAGCCUGGGGACGGAGAGCCUGGGGACAGCGAGCCUGGGGACGGAGAGCCUGGGGACAGAGAGCCUAGGGACAGAGAGCCUGGGGACAGCGAGCCGGGGGACGAAGAGCCUGGGGACGGAGAGCCCAAUCGAUGAGAGUCCUGCACCACAGACCGUUGGUUCGGGGGAGGAAGAGGAGAAGGAAGAAGAGCUAGAAGACAAAAAGGAAGAAAAAAAGAAAGAGCUGGAGCUGUCUGAGACAGUGAACCAACAUGAGGGAGAAGAAGAAGAACCGUCCAGCUGUUUCGAUCUGGGCGACGCAGGCGGCUUUGAGGAUGGACUGCGGAGGAGGAAUGCCCCGUCCUUCGAGUCACCGAGGCCAAGAACAUCCGAUGACGACGACGAAGAGGAGUCAGAGUUCAAGUUGGCAGAGAAGAAGGAGGAAAAGCCCUGGUUAUCAUUGAACAAAUGCAUUGUGGGUUCUCUGAUCUUGCUCUUCUUAGGUUCCCUUUUCCUCUCAGGUGACUUUGACGCCUCUGAACUCAGUGAUGGAGGACAAAUCCAGGACUGGCUUAGCACUGAUCCACAGGAUAUGAAAGAACUAUUGGAUAAACUGACGCAAGAAAACCAGCAGAUCGCUCAGCUAGAGGCUCAACUACAGUCUCAGAAAGAAGAACUCGACUCAGCGCUGACGGCCGUAGCAGCAAGCGGUGAUGAACAGGGCAAAGCAGAUCUUGAAAAAGAAAACGUCAAGCUGAAGGAGGAGCUGUUGUCUCUGCCCGAGCUGAAGAAGGAGCUGGAGAGCCUGAGGUCCAGGGUGAUCGAACUCAGCCAGCUGUCAGCCGAUCAAGAAAUUCCCCCUGCUACCACAAGCUCUACCCCUCAGCCGGGUGACAGGAAUGACAGAGGUCCGAGCGAUGAGAAAGCUGCUGGACUUGAAAGGAGGAAGGACACAAAUGAGGGAGGAAGGUUGAAGGAAGAACUCCAGAGGCAGAAAGGUCUUCUGGAGGAGAGCAAGAGGAGACUGCAAGGGAUGAAGAAAGAUGGAGGCGACGGGAAAGUGAGGGAUAGCUUGGAGGACAUCCAGAAGAGGCUUUCUGAACAAGUUGCGAGGUGGGGUAAGAAGAAGCAGGAGUCCAAAAGGCAAGGGAACAAGGGCAAAAACAAUGAGCGGGACCACUGGAAAAAAGAGGAAAAGAAAGAGGUGAGAGGGGAGAAAGUCUGGAAGCACAGCAAAGAGGGAGAAAGGAGAGAGAAGGAAGAGAAGAAAGAGAAUGAGCGGAAGACUCCCAAGGAAAACUCUCACAAAGAGGCGUGGAGGAAACACCAGGACGAGUGGGAGAGGAAGAAGGACGAGCGCAGAAUGGACAGAGACGAGAGGAGGAAGGAGAAACCGUGGCACAGCCGGCCUGGUAAGGACUCCCACAACCACCAGCAGCAGCAGCAGCAGCCCCGUCAGCCUCAUCAGUACAAACACAACAACUUCUGGAGGCACCAGGAGCAAAAGCUCAGGAGCAACGUCCGGCCCCAGCUGGGCUGCAGCUCCGUGGAGGACUGCGCCAGCCGGGAGGGGCUCUACCUGGUGGAGCUGCCCGAGUUUGAGGAGCUGCUGGAGGGCUAUCUGAGCAAGCUCCAAGGAUCCUCGUCCGAGAGCAAAGACAAGAUCCGGAAGCUGACGGCGGAGUUCUUUGAGGACGGCGGCUUCAUUCACGACAGGGUUCUGUUCAGUGACUUUGCCGAGGACGUGGCGGACAUCCUGGAGGACAUGGCGGACGCCUUGCAAGAGGGCGGGCACAAGGACGACGACUCCCUGGAGGAGGAGAUGGAGGAGUUUGAAAGAGAAGCCCUGUGGAAGUUCGCAGUUUGAAAAGACGCCGAGGGAGAAGGAGUGAAAUAAGACGCUAGGAAACACAGCACAAAACCCAUUUCUUGCCUACAUUCUCUCUUUAGAGCUGUAAUUAUAGUAGCUUCUGGCACACAGUGGUCGUGCCUCCCAUGAACGUGUCCCUCCGAGUCUUUAAUUAUAAGCUAGACUGGUACUUGUCAUUUAGGACUUUGCUGUCGUUACCUACCUCUGUCAGGUCAUGCCUAUGCCAAUGCAAAGUCCUUCAGUAAUGUGUUGUGUGUGUUUUUUUCACUGCUGUAAAGUGUAUGGUCAAGAUGUAGUGCAUGUUUCAAUUCAGACCGAUUUUAGAGGACACACAAAAAACAUUGCUUUAGGGACAUGGUAUUGGCACAAAUGACACUGUUGAGCAAUGGUUGAGUCAUAUAUGAUGUUAAAUACUCCUCUGUCACUGGACUGUGUGAAGUCAACCUGCCGCUUCGAGCAGGUUAAAGCCAAUGCAGAGAACCACUUUGCAAACGUACCAUUUUCCCAAACGACGAGAUUCACAUCAGGUCCGACCGUUUUUUUUGCGCCCGCAGCUCUUUACUAUGUUUGGGAAAAACACACAGCGAGUGCUGUUUGAGAGCCUUGAGCGCUGUGCGUCUGGAUGUGACAGGCGUUUCAACCCCCUCACUCCCGAAUGUCGGUUCGCAGCAGAUCUGCUGAUCAACCAAAAACUGGUUUGGGGAACGUCAGAGCUGCUUAAGAAAGUAAAGCAGUGGGACUAGUAGCUAAAUCUAUCAGACGGCUAAACCUCUUUAGCACUUUUCGAAAACAUUCACAUUUAGGACAAAACAGUAUUCCUGUGUUGUGUUUUUUUAGACCUUACUUAUCUUUUAGUAUUUUUUGUAGCGUAGCCACUGGGACCUCUAACACAUGAUCGGCAUAUGCUGGGUAUGCCAGAGCAAAAAGUUAGGUUUAAGACACCUUAUGUGAGAUUGGCAAACAAACCGGAACAUAAUUUAUCUUACAUUUUUCUUGUGCACAAGUAAUUUAGUAAAAGUGCACAAGCUAGGAAGCCACCACAUUUAGUUUUUCCAUUGAGUUUUAAAUUGAAUGGCAAAAGGUACAAAAGAAAAAGCAAAGUAUUGCAGAGUAGCUCUGCACUUGAGUUAUUCUUGUUUUGUUUGGGUGAUCUCGUAGCAUCCGAUCAUGCAGUUUGGCCCCUUCCAGUGGAUGUGAAGUUAAAGUCGACAGAAUGGGAUUGUUGGUUCUCAUCUUUCACUUAUUGAGAGAAGCUUUGUAGUGUUUCAUGUUUAUUUAUUUUGUCAGUACACUGCAACUCUUUUCCUGUCUAAUGUGGAAAUGGCAACGUUUUUUUUGUUUUCUGAAAUUGAAUUAGCAACCUACUGCUUGUGUGCCUUUAUUAUUGUUAGGAAUAUCUUGGAGGUCUGGGAUUAAACUUGCUUUUGCUAGAUCAAGACGAAGAAAAACAUGUACACAGCUUUAAACUUGACAGCUGUUUCUGGGACAGACUGAAUGUAAGAGGGUUUACACAUGAAGGGUUUUUGUUCUCUGCUGAUUUUAUUUUGAACUUUUUUUAGACCAAAGCUAUUGGAAGAAGGCUCAAUCUCAACAGGUGAAUCCUUAAACAAAUCACAUUAUGAACGUUUAAUAUUUGAGGACUAUUUCUGCCUUUGUGGGACGACAGUACGACUUUCUUAUGAGCUAAGAUGUGCACGUAAUCGAUCCUUGGAGUAAUGUUUUUUUUAAAUUUCAUCCAACAUUACGUUCAAUAAAUCUUCAACAAUAAAGGUC